AGAAAUGACACCCUUCAUCUCUACAUUCAUCUUUGCGUGUUGUGUUUCACUGUUUGAAUACUUACACUAAAAGCUUUAAUUUGUGUAGAUAUUUCUCCUAGUUACAUCAUGAACGUCGGAAGUUUAAAAAUUAUAAAGGACAUUGCUGUUUUUCUUUUUGCAUUAUGUAAUUUAGCUUGUGAUGUGAACGGUUUAGUCAUUAAUGUAAAAAAUCGGGGCGGAGAUAUCCUGCAGGAGACGAUCGCUGCAAAUGUUACGAGUGACACGAUAACCCUUGAGUAUCAGAAAACUGAGGGAACACUGAUUACACAAUUUGUGGAUUUUGCAUCGGAGAUUCAGGUGUUUAAAGUGCUUGUUUUAGGAGAGGAAGAACGUGGGGAGAGUCAGUUCCAGGUCAUGUGUUUUGUGCUGAGGUUUAUGAAAAAUGAAUUCAUAGCGACUGAUGCUAUGUCUAAACUUAGGCAGAAAAAUCCGGGAACCAUCCGGAAUGCAGAAGAAGAUAAAGGAACAGAGCAACAUGACCUGGACCUGUGUGUAGAUGUAGGCCAGGCAAGUGUCAUCAGUCCACACUUGCCAGUCCUGUGCCAUGAUGCUAAAGAAACAACGUUCGCAAGAGAAACGGAUCUUAAAGCGUUGGCAAAACCUGGAGGGCCAAAGGAUGCGAAAGUAAUGUUGAAGGCGGCACACAAGUGUGGUGUAGGCGUGCAGGAGCGGUGUAAGGACACGACAGAUUGGUGGCAGCCCUGCACGUGCCAGUAUCAGCUCUGCAUCAGCUGGUACCCGUGCGGACUAAAAUACUGUCGCGGCAAGGACUCGUCGCAGAAGGUGGUGAGCUACAGGUGUGGCAUCAAAACCUGUAAGAAGUGUCGGCUGAUGAGUUAUUACUCGAAGCAGAAAAUCAAUUGUCUGUGGGAUGAGUAAAGUAGUGGUCGUUAUAGCAACCCGUGCAGCUAGUCUUUUUUGAUAAAUAGAUCUUCCCGAAAGCGAGUUAUAUUUCUUGUUGAAUUUUUAUUCUGCCGCUCCUGCUGAAAUACUAGUAAAUACAUUCCAUUGGAAUACUGAAAACAUGUUUUAAACUAAAUAGUUGUUAUAAACCAUGUGAAUUUGAUUAAAAUAAGUAGGUAGAUUAUUUCUAAAGUGAUUUACUAUAGGAUUUUCCUAAUCAUGUUUUGUUGAACAAUCAAUAUCCAUGUUGUGAACUAAUGUGUAUUUGACUUUGAGAAUGUUUUGUCUGCAGCCAAUAGCAUGCAUAGUGUUACUUGAUAUGCAUUAGGUAUAUUGUGAUAAAGUGAGCAUGUGUCAGGAGUUGCCAAGUGUAAAUUUUCAUUACAUAAUGUUAUUAUGUUAAAGGAGAAUGUACUAUCUGAAUUAUUUAAGCGUAUAACUGUGAAUGCUGCUGAGAAUAUGGCUUAGCUAGGGAGUUGUGUGAGAGAGCUCGAACUAUAUAGUAGUAGUAUAUAGAAUAGUGUAGUAUACAUCAUUAUUAACUCUUACCUUGAUGCUUUGUCCUUGUUUGUCAUUAUUUUUAAACUAUAAUGAAAUAGUGACUGUAUUGAGUUGUGUCACGCGGUUAGUAAACAUAGUCCAUACACAAGAUCCAUUUCUGACAUAUGCUAGUGAAUCUCUAUAUUUACUGUUCCAUGUCAUUCGAAGUCAAAUUGAGUAAUUUAUUGUUAUAAUAUCAGGAGUGUCAUAAUAUAGAUAAAACUAUAUUAUGACAUUCUAUGACACUGUAGUGACAUUCUAUGACAUUAUAGUGUACAUUUUAUGGCAUUGUAGUGCACAUUCUAUGACAUUGUAGUGCACAUUCUAUGACAUUGUAGUGCACAUUCUAUGGCAUUGUAGUGCACAUUCUAUGGCAUUGUAGUGCACAUUCUAUAUUAUUACACUCCUGGUAUUAUGAUGUCUUUUCUAGAUGUUGUUUCGUUUCAGAGAUUCUAGUCAAUUCGCAACUAAAAGAUUAAUGUAAUGAUCUUGGUCGUAAUACCGAAUGUUACUAUACUAGAGCUGGAUCCUGUGAUUGCAAAACUUCUUGUGUGGAUAUAGAUUGGAAAUUCGUUUCAAUACAUAGAGAUUCCUUUAUACUCCCAAUGUAGUAGAUGUACAUAUUUUCACAUUUUAUGUAGACAGUUUAUUGCUUCCGUAGGCAAUUGCGACCUACUUGUUAUGUAGGUGCUGUAAAUAUUUUAUGGCUUGUCUAGAUACUGGAUAUCAAAUUAUUUCUGCUAUAUGUUGGUACAAUACAAUCAUUUUUACAUGUAAUGUCACAA
Molecule: messenger RNA, 2270 nt
Organism: Priapulus caudatus
Lineage: Eukaryota; Metazoa; Priapulida; Priapulimorpha; Priapulimorphida; Priapulidae
Product: out at first protein-like
Exons: 4
Coding region: 109-921 (270 amino acids)
Source: RefSeq, a predicted model, not a curated record